Molecule: messenger RNA, 732 nt
Organism: Phragmites australis (common reed)
Lineage: Eukaryota; Viridiplantae; Streptophyta; Magnoliopsida; Poales; Poaceae
Product: large ribosomal subunit protein eL14z
Exons: 5
Coding region: 141-548 (135 amino acids)
Biological process (GO): ribosomal large subunit biogenesis; translation
Cellular component (GO): ribosome; cytosolic large ribosomal subunit
Molecular function (GO): RNA binding; structural constituent of ribosome
Source: RefSeq, a predicted model, not a curated record
UAUCCACCGGCUCACCCAGCACCAUGCCCCUCGGUUAUAUAGAUCUGCCGCGUGUAAACCCACCCUCUUCUCCAGCCGAACCCCGCCUCGCCGUCUAGCUCGCUCGCUCCCGCUUCGCGGCGCCGCCGCCGUCGCCAAAAAUGCCGUUCAAGAGGUUCGUGGAGAUCGGGCGGGUGGCCCUGGUGAACUACGGCAAGGACUACGGCCGCCUCGUCGUCAUCGUCGAUGUCGUCGACCAGAACAGGGCACUUGUGGAUGCCCCUGAUAUGGUCCGUUGCCAGAUAAACUUCAAGCGGCUUUCCCUGACUGACAUCAAGAUUGAUAUUAAGCGUGUCCCAAAGAAGACUACAUUGAUUAAGGCCAUGGAGGAAGCUGAUGUGAAAAGCAAGUGGGAGAAUAGCUCUUGGGGCAAGAAGCUGAUUGUCCAGAAGAGGAGAGCAGCACUCAAUGACUUUGACAGGUUCAAGGUCAUGUUGGCGAAGAUCAAGAGAGGCGGUGCUAUCAGGCAAGAGCUCGCUAAGCUUAAGAAGGAGGUUGCUGCUGCUUAGAUUACUUUGGUGGUUGACCUGUUGAGAUUUUGAUCAGCAAUGUUCGGAUGUCCUGAAAUCCUGUAUUGUGCGUAUUGCUUAUGGGAGCUUGCAAAAUUUUAAUUUUAAACAUGCCUUGUUUUAGAGAUUUUGCCGGAAUCCUAUUGAGAAUCUAAAAUAGUAAUAUGCUGAUGCUUCGUUUCUA